CUCCACCUGGUCCCAGACCGCUACCUUUUGUGGGAACCAUACCAUAUAUUUUUUUAAAGAACCCAAUGGAGUUCAUAAGAUCAGCAAGUCUUUCUUUGAACUUGUUGUAUAGGGGCUUUGUUUUUGUUGAAAGGUGUCUUAUGUUCUUACUCUGUAAAAUUUCCAUGCUAUGUUGACUUCAUUCACAGGUGAGACAAUGUCUAAGCCACCUUAGUUGUGUUUAAGUGCUGUGAAAUCUUCUCUGAGCAGUUAUCUCAGCAUGGAGAGAUGACCACUGUCUAUCUUGGGAGAAAGCCAGCAAUACUCCUCAAUACAAUCCAGGUCAUGAAGGAAGCCCUGGUCCAAAAUUCUUCAUCUUUUUCAGGAAGGCUUCCCAUUCCACUGCUAAUCUGGAUCACUUGCAUACAGGUGCUGUAUGUAAUUUGUUUUGACCGUACUAAAGCAUAAAAAAUAUUUGCAGAUGUUUAGAAACCAUGCCAAGUUCACAUACCCGUUUCUUCGAAAAAUGCUACAGCUAGUUAUUCUAUUUUGAAAAGUUUGUUCUGUGUCGGAAUGUCUGAUUUUGUUUUGGUCUGUGUGAUAUUUUCCCCCCCCCCCCAAUAGUAUUUUGAUACCCCGGGUUGCCAGUUGGCAUACAAAAUAGCAUAUUGCAGCCAUGGAAGCCAGCAAGCGAACUGGGUCAGAGAUCACAGAUUCUUCCCAACCUAAAAACCCUCAGCAUCCAUCUAAAAAGAUCUAUGACCAGAGGCAUAUUUCAAUAAUCAACUUAAAGUGAAAGGCUCGUUGCCUUCCAUUGUCCUCAAUCUUGCAAUCUGGAGAAACAUUACUUUGAAUGUGGACUUCUGCAUUUCAACUGUUAGCUGUCAAUAUUACAUUCUGCACCUUUAAAUUGAAAAUUGAAAAAGCAAAUUAAUUGCAAAUUGUUGAUAGGUGCCAUAACCAAUAGCUCUUUAUUGUAAAUUUCAUACAAUGGCUUUAUAAUAGAGACCUUGCUAGAAAAUGAAGCUAAAACCAGCUUCUUGCAUGGGUUUUUGUAGCUGGAUCUGAGCCUCAAGUUAUUUGGUGAUCUGGAUGUGGGCUUCUGCCAACCAAUGACUCCAAGGUCAACUUUUUAGACCAUCUUGGUCAAGAUUUUAGGCUGGUAGACCUAUGAACCUGUUUAAGUUGUUUAAUCGUCUUUUUUAAAUCAACUUGAACUUGUGUAUUUUCAAGGAACCCUGAAGUUCUGUUCACUCUCUAUGAGAUAUAGUAAUGGCCACAUUUGGUCACUCCUGAAAGCAGCAGAGACUGUUUGCUCCACACACCCUCAGGAACUUUGGCCUGGGGAAGAAGUCUUUGGAGGAACGUGUGACAGAGGAAAGCAGUUACCUGGUUCCUAAAAUGCUCAAAUUGAAAGUUUAUUGAGAAUUUUAGCCUCUGUUUGAACUUUUUCAGUGUUCAGAGGUGCUGUAGACUCUCAGUCAUGUGCAACCUCAUCCUGUUGAGUCUUUAAACAUGCUAUUUCACGCAAGCAUGUGGACAUAAUGAUUGGCCAAAAUAUUUCAAGUACGUUUAUUUGUUCUUGUUGCUGGGGUGGUCACAAGCCUCAGUAUUUAGGUUAGCUUCAAAUGCCAUUAAACCGGAUUUGAUGUUAUAGCUAUUUAAAUUAAUUUACUUGGCUUGAUUCUCUUAAAAGUAUUAAAACAGUACUUGCCAGAGACUAACACAUGGUUUUCUUUGUUGAAGGCAAGUUUUUUGACCCCCCAACAUGCAGAAUCACAGGAAGAUGUUCCUCCAGUAGCAGGACUGGAAACUCAUGCAGUUGAUGCCGCGUAGCUAUACAAAGACUUUUUCUUUUCCAGGUGUUUCCAGUUUCUGGCUACACCAGAAAAUUUAUCAGAAUGAAACAGAGUUGAAAGCUUUCAUCAGAGAAGCAGUCAAAACACACAGAGAAACUCUGGAUCCAGACAGUCGGGACUUUAUUGAUGCCUACCUGCUAGAGAUUGAGAGAGUGAGAUCAUCAUAAACAACCACUGUAAAACCUGUAUAAUUCACUCUUUGGUAGUUAGUGGGAGUUUCAAUCCCAGUCCUAACUCUGAGUGGUUGUCAGGAUUUUUUUUUUUUUUCAGGAUCAACCAUAUCCUAGUGGUGAAAUCACGGUAAGCUGCUAGGGAACUAAAUAUGCUUUGAUGAACUGAAAUGCUUUCUUUUUACCUUGGAGCAGCAAAAGUCCAACGAGGACUCAACAUUUCAUCAGGAUAACAUGGUUAUGUCAGUUGCUGACCUUUUCCUGGCUCAUCUUCUUGACUCAAAACCCAGAUGUACAAGCUUUAGUUUCAUCGCAGAGCGAUGUCACGAGGAGAUUGUUCGGGUGCUGGGUCAUGGCCGCUUGCCCAACAUGGAUGACCGUGACAAACUAUCGUACACGUACACCACUGUUAAUGAGUUUCAGCGCUGUGCCAACAUUGUACCCUCUGGCGUGUUUCAUGAAAUGACUCGGCCCACAAAUCUACGAGGAUACAACAUUCCCAAGGGCACCGAGAUAUUUACUAACUUAAGAGCAAUUUUAAGUGAUAAGGAGCACUGGAAGUACCCAGACACUUUUAACCCAGAGAAUUUCUUAGAUGGCAAUGGACAGUUCUUCAAAUCAGAGUCUUUCCUCCCUUUCUCCUUGGGUCCGAGGGUCUGUCUCGGUGAGACCCUAGCUAAGAUGGAGCUCUUCCUCUUCAUCACCUCGCUCUUACAGCGGAUUCGUUUCUCCUGGCCACCUGGUGCGAAGUGGCCAGCCAUGAAUGGGAUUGUCCGUUUAGUCCGUUCUCCUGAGCCAUUCAACAUCAUCUGCCACAGCAGAGGAUCCACAGAGUGA
Messenger RNA from Onychostoma macrolepis, 2845 nucleotides. RefSeq names its product cytochrome P450 2D6. Gene Ontology annotation, molecular function: iron ion binding; heme binding; oxidoreductase activity, acting on paired donors, with incorporation or reduction of molecular oxygen, reduced flavin or flavoprotein as one donor, and incorporation of one atom of oxygen. Gene Ontology annotation, cellular component: cytoplasm; intracellular membrane-bounded organelle. The transcript has 4 exons. The record is from RefSeq and is a predicted model, not a curated record. Gene Ontology annotation, biological process: xenobiotic metabolic process. Lineage: Eukaryota; Metazoa; Chordata; Actinopteri; Cypriniformes; Cyprinidae. The coding region runs from base 2243 to 2845 and encodes 200 amino acids.